AUGCUCCAAGGGCUGGUCUGCGCACUGGCCGCGUACGCUGUGGCCGGCGUUUUCCCGCUCUACUGGCGGCUUCUGGAUGCUGCGCCGCUUCUCCAAGUCGCUGCCCACUGCGUCGUUUGGGCGGCGACAACCUUCACCGUCCUCCUCGUUGCCACGGGCCAGUGGCGGGAUUUCUGGACGCUGGGCCUCACGCGCAAGAACGUCCUCGUGUAUGCACUCGCCGGCGCCCUCCUCACCUUCAACCACGUCGUCAUGAUCUACGGCACCGCGUCCCGAAACGUGCUCGAGCUCAGCGCCGGUCUCUUCCUCGCGCCCUUCAUGGACGCCGUCCUCGCCCGCAUCGUCCUCGGCGAGCCCAUCUCGUGGCGGCAGUACGCAUCGAUCGCGUGCUCGCUCCUCGGCGUCGGGCUUGUUGGUGUCGGUAGCACGUUGGUCCCGAUCAUCGCACUCGUGCUACCCGUGACCACGGGCAUGUACAACAUCCUCAAGCCCAUGGCCCCGCUCGAGAUGCUGCACGGCUACGCGCUCGAAGCGCUCCUCGCACUUCCACUCGCCGCCGCGUACCUCAUCAUUGAGUCGGCACGCGGUGCGAGCGUCUUUGUCGGCGGCGGCUCGAGCGAUAGCUGCCUCCUCGUCGGCGCCGGGCUGCUCUCGGUGGUGCCACUGCUCUUGCUCACCCGCGCCGCCAUGCUUCUGCCGACCGUCUCGUUCAGUGCGCUCCAGUACAUCGCGCCCAUCAUUCAGCUGUGCCUCGCGAGCUUUUACUUUCAGGAACCGCUGACGUGGCUCGCGCUGGUCGGCUGCGGCGUCAUUGUGCUGGCGGCCGUCGCCUUUACAUGCGAAAGCAUCCGCGAGGCGAGCAAGGCCAACGACCUGCUGCCUGCGCUCUACACGAUCUACUUGUAUGGCAGCCCCGUGCAGUCGAGCUUGGGCUAUCUCGACCGGCCGUCGCUCGAGGUGUAG
Molecule: messenger RNA, 963 nt
Organism: Saprolegnia parasitica CBS 223.65
Lineage: Eukaryota; Oomycota; Saprolegniomycetes; Saprolegniales; Saprolegniaceae
Exons: 1
Coding region: 1-963 (320 amino acids)
Cellular component (GO): membrane
Source: RefSeq, a predicted model, not a curated record